AUCACUCUUCUGACCCACCAACUCUGUCAACGGGUGUCGUCGACCAUCAGCGACCCGCUUCCCUACCCCACUCACCCCCCCACCCUGGACGAUGGCUGCUGCUGCUGCUACUCCCGCUCCGGCCUCCCCGUCGUAUGCGCGGCUGUACACCGCCCCGCCCCCCGUCAAGCGGCCGUACAAGCCCGCGGACGCCCUCGCGGACCUUCCCGGCGUCGGGUACGCACUCGACACGUUCCUCGCGAGCCAGAUGAUCGAGGCGGAGGAGUACUGCAACGAGAGCGACAAAGAGAACGGCUGUACUUCGCGACGGGAUACGGCCUCAUUCAAUGUGUCAAGGCGCUCAUGUCGUACGCCGACGACGACCUCCUCUCGGCCCUCGGACACACGAAGCAAGGGAACCUGAUCGCGGCCCAGCACCGGAAACGCGCUCCGGCGCUGACGAGCCGGCUCGCGGGCUACGUCGUCUCGUCGCUGAACACGACCGGCGUGGGCUGGAUCAAGGGCAUGACGGACGUGGAGCGGCACGCGGAGCUGGUGUACGCGGAGAGUCUCUUCGAGAAGGCGCUGCUCGGGAUCGUGUACUCGGGCGAUUGGCUCGCGUUCAUCAAGGAAGCGUGCGUGUCUUCUUUGGAAGCCUGGAUCCCUCACCCCAUCUAGGGCCCGCAGGCUGAACAUGCGCACGAUCGUGUCGAUAUACCGAACGCUCUACAAAUACAUCCAAACCGCGGACGCCGAAUACGCCGCUUCCGCGCCCCCAGGGCCGCUCGUCGACCGCGGACACGGGCCCGAGUCGCCGGCCAUCGACGCGCACUUCCGCUCCGGGGUGUACCUCGGCGCGGGGAUGAGCACCCUCAUCCUCUCGCUGCUCCCCGGGCGGCUGCUGAACCUCGUCGAGCUCUUCGGGUACCACGCGGACCGCAAGGAGGGGCUCGACAUGCUUGCACGCGCGGGCGGGUGGGGCAAGGCCGACGAGCCGCUGGUCUCGACGCAGGACGAGGGCGUGCGGCGCGCGAUCUGCGAUCUUGCGCUGCUGAUCUUCCACCUGGUGCUGAGCACGGUGACGUUCGACGGCGUCGAUGUGCACAUGGCGGAGCGCAUCGUGCGGUGGAACCUCAAGCGCUACCCCGACGGCGUGCUGUUUCUGUUCGCUGCGGGGCGGCUCGCGCUGGCGCAGUCGCAGCCCCGCAAGGCGAUCGAGCACCACACCCGGGCUAUGCAGGUGCAGACGCAGUAUCGCAAUCUGCACCAUGUCUCAUUUUGGGAGAUGGCCAUUGCGGGAUUCGCAUUAGGGCAUGUUGCCAGUGGAGUGAAUGAGAAGAGCGACGGGUUCAUGUUUGAUGGGAGCGAAGGCUGCUGGCGGAUCCUCGAAAAGGAAGCCUCAUGGAGCAAAGCGAUCUACUCUUACGGACUCGCAGUAUCGCUUCUCGAGCCCAGACCGUUCGAUGAAAGCGCGGAAGAUCGGGAGAAGCGGCUCAAAGAGGUCUCCGCGCUAAUGGAGAAGGUGCCCACGUCGAGGCAAAAAAUCGCAGGAAAGAGCAUACCGCUAGAGAAAUUCGUGGCCCGAAAAGCCCGAAAAUACACGGCACAGUCUGGUCGGCUUGCGCUGCCCGUCUUGGAGCUGGGGUAUUUCUUCCUCUCCAUCUCCCGGGCACCGAGAAACGUCGUCGAAGGCAAGAUGCUCCCCGAAGUCCGGGCGCAGCUCGUCGAGCUCGACAAGCCGGAAUCGGAGAAGAACGUUGGAUACGCAGAUGAUCUGUGUCUGGCGCGGUUCCUCGAAGGUGUUUGCUUGCGAUAUGUAGCGUAUCCGGACCCCGACGCGAUCCGGGAUCCAGCUGAAACGCCGCUCAUGACGCCCGACGAAGCCGCCGCGGGCUCGAAACGGGCAUUCGAAGCUGUGUUCGAGCACGGGCCAAAGAUAGAGCUGGAUCACUGGAUUGUGUAUCACGCCCAUUACGAGUAUGGCCGUCUGCUGGCGUGCAUGGACAACGAAUCCGAGGCCAGGACACAUCUGGAGCUUGUGAUGUCGGGGAAAUAUCUGGAGGUUGGGGCGUCCGGGAAGAAGGGAAAGUACAGCCUAGAGAAUGCCCUGCACAUGCGAACGUCAGCAGCACUAGAGGCUUUGCACCAGAAGCGCCUGUGAGGCCCUCUUUAUUGUUAUUAUCGGCAUACCCAUCCUGAGACAUCAUCUAAUGUACAUCGGGCCGGAUCUACUGUUGCUUAUUUUAAACAUGCAUAUAUACGCACUAGGCUGGCUGGCUGUGUAUCCGGCUCUCCGCCGAUCAUCUCACUCUUCUCUGGGUCUUAUUUCCCACUGGCAUGUGGAACCUCUGCGUCAUGGUCAUCUGAUUUAUGUCCUUCUCCGUGAGCCGUGGUCGCUGCCGCGCGCUUCAUCGAUGUCACUGGAUUUAAUUUUGCCCGGAUCCCCGGCAGGUCCCCCGGCUACUCCCUACUAGGCAGUCUGCCCCAAGCUGUUGAUCUGCACUACCAAAUCAGCUGUCUGAGCGUUGAUUUGUG
Messenger RNA from Mycena citricolor, 2514 nucleotides. The record is from the annotation of a GenBank genome assembly. NCBI's taxonomy places the organism in Eukaryota, Fungi, Basidiomycota, Agaricomycetes, Agaricales, Mycenaceae.